AUGGCGACACACGCCGCACCUCAGGCCGAGCGACUAAAACUCCCAGCAGGCCGCGCUCGCGCCCAGCCGCCUCAGCCCCGCGCGGGGCCUUCUGGGAGCAGUCGUGGCCCGCGAGGCGCCGCCCCCGCCUCAGGGCGCUCUGGCUCCCUCGUCUGGAGAGCCGUUGGCGGGAAGCCGGCCGCUGUGCGAGUAGGUGGUGGCGGCGGCGGCGGCGGCGGCAGUAGCCGUCGCCGCCGGGGGCGCCUGGGUCACGGCGCGGCGGCGGUGACCGCGGCGAACCGGCCCUCCCGCUCCGCGGCCGCAGCCCCCGGCCCCGGAGGCGAGGCUGCCGGGCGCCCUCAGCGUACGAAGCAGCGGCGGCGUCGAAAGCGGGCCCAGAGGCGGCGGCGAGGGUGGUGGCUGUGGUCGGGGCCGCGGCAGAAGCAGAAGCAGCAGCGACAGGUGCAGGAGCGGCGGCCCAGCGCGGGACCCGACGCGGAGUCGGGCGAGCGAUGCUUAGAGGCCGCCCCGCGGUCGGCCCCCGCCUUGUCCCCGCUUUCUCCCGCCCAGAGAGCCAGACGGCGGCGGCGGCGGCGGCGAAGACGACGACGGUCGUCUAUGGAGCUCGAGAACUUAUUGGCCAACACGAUGCUGCUGAGAGCGCGCCAAGGUGGGUGCACAGCGGCGCCCCGACCCCGCCCGGGUCCUGAGCCCGUGCAGCCCCAACCCUGCCGGGAACACCGACCCUGCCGCGGCCCGCGGAUCUUCCGGGGAAUCGGGACCCCCGGGCCCGCGCAGCCUCGCUCUCUGGAAUGCGGGUCGGCGAAUGGUCAGCCUGGGCACCUGACGCCUAAGCUGCUCCGUCGCCUUUCGGCGCCGCCUCAGGACCCGCGCGAAGGAAGCCCGCGCGCUGCUCCAGUCCGUCUGCUCUUGAUUCCCUGUCCUGCCCUCCUUCCGGAACCUCGGGACGCAGUGUGGCAUCAGCAUCGGGCAAGCACUGUGACCUGUCCCCAAGAGAGGAAGCCAGACCAGCCAGUAAAGCCGGUGGCGAAGAACCGUGCCUUUGUGGUCUUCAAAGGGCCACCGAAGAGAAUCCUGUGAACCACCCUGGGAGACCCUUCCCUUAAGAAGUCUUCUGGGAAACGUCCGAGUCUCUGCAGAAGGCAUGGUCACCCCAUCCCUCCAGCUCCUGCUAUGCCCAGGAGAAGCUCUUGCUGCGCUGGGCAUGCCUGUGGCAGCUUUGGGUCUCCGUUCCUUGGUCACCAGCACCCAGCACUGGGCUAACACUCAGUCUCUUCUCUGCAAAUGCCAAAUGCUGGCUGAGGACAAAAGAGCACGUCUCAGAAAGUCCCUCAGUACUGGUAAUAACCAGAAAUUGAGAUUUCAAAAUAAGCUGUCUUUUUAGACUAGCAGUCUGGAAAUAGGGACCAGAACCCGAGAUUUUAUUCAACUUUGGGGCAUCAGUUGACCCCAUACUUGUAAAUGCUAAGUCUAGUACUGGAAUGUUUAUAGUACCUUUAUUCAUAAUCAUCUCAAACUGGAAAUAACCUUUCAACCCAAAGAGUAUCAGUAAGAGAAUGGAUGAACAAGCCGUGGAACUCCGUAAUACUGCACUGCCUUAGAAGAGAGAACUACCGACACGUGCAACAGCUGGGCGUAUGUUGAGGGGAGGAGCUGGAGAAACUGCAGUCCUCGAUGAUAUCCUGAGCUUGAAGAGAAAUUGAUGAAUCUGUGGUCAUCACAGUGUGAGUGGUGAUUGCCUGGAGGAAGAGGAGGGGCUGACACAGAAGAGGCAGGUGGGAGCUUUGGGGGACAAUGAGCACGCCCUGUUUAUUGAUCCGGGUGGUAAUUACAUGCACACAUACAUUCGUAGAAAUUCAUCAAGCAAUAUUCUUAAGAUUAGUGCAUAUUAUUGUGCAAAUUAUAUCUGGUAAAAGUUUUGUUUUUUAAGGAAAAAAAAUUAUAGAAUGUUCUCAUAAUACCCUAGUGGUCCCGCGGUUUAGAAUCCACCUUCCAGUGCAGGGGACAUGGGUUUGAUCCCUGGUCGAGACCCCACCUGCAAUGCAAGCUCAGCUUGCGUGCUGCAACUAUUCAGCCCGUGUGCUGCAACUCAAGAGAAGCCCAGGAACCACAAAGAGGAGCCACACGCACUGCAACAGAGCCUGCUUGCCUUGGUGAAGACCAGGGCAGCCAGGCGAAUAGGUGUCAGAGGUCACCGUGAAGACUGAAGACACACAAACCCUGUCAACAACAUGAUCUUCCAAAAAAUGUUCCUUAAAGGCUUGGUUAGCUUUGCUUGUGAACAUGCCUGAGUUUGAUGCCUUUUCCCUUCUCUGGAAGAAGGGCUGGCGUUGGUUCUUUUUAUUAUCUGUUUAGUUUUUUUAAUAGUUAUUCUGAUAUUCAAGAUUCCUGUUUCUUCUUGAGUUAUGUUUGGUAAUUAUAUUUUCUAAUAAAAAAGUUCUUGUCUGUGUUUUCAAACUGAUUUGGCAUAAAUUUUAUAUGUAACAUUUUCCUACUAGUUUAUGAUUACAAUUGUGAUCUUUUUAAUUUGGAGUAUUAUUUGUGUGUGCCUGUCAUUUUUAAUUAGACUUGCAAAAGAUUUUUCUAUUUUAUAAGUCUUUUUUUUUUUUAUUUAUUUAUUUUUUAUUAGUCUUUUCAGUGAAUCAGCUUUUGGUUUCAUAUGCUGUUGUAUGUUUGCCUUUUGUUUUACUAAUUUCUGCUUAUAUUAUUAUUUUGAUUGUGAUUUGCUUCUAGCUUUUUGAGUCGAAUGCUUAAUCCAUUUCUUCUUUUUUCUUCCAUUCCUUUAUCAGGAAUUGACUAUUUUAUUUUGUGCUAGAGACUGUGGUUGGUACUGUAAGUAAACCAUGAACUCGGCAGAAAAUUUGCUUUUGAGGAGGUGACAGGCCAAUGGUGAACAUUAGUGUCCUAACUUAAGACUGAAGGCACUCUGAUUAACGGGAUGUCAAUCAUCUCUGGAAGAGAAAUAAAAGAUCUGGGACCAGAAACUGAUGAGCUUCUGCAUCCAGUCUCCCACGUCUAGACUUAUUUAUCAGUCUCUUACUUAGUAGAACUUUGUGAUUAGUGUACUGCUCUUAGGUGAGCUAAGGCUUCAGACAGGUUACUUUCUGGUUAAAUUAAGCACAGUUCUAUAGAACUGGGUAGCAAUCAUGUAUUUCCAGUUCCCCAGUACUAAGGCUUGUCCUGUUCAGAUCGGGCGGCUGUUUCUUCUCUGCCUGAACUGUCCCCUACCCUGAAACUAUCACUGUCUUGUGUCAUGUUGGCACACUUCCUGGGUUCCAGGCCUUUUGUCAUCACCACUAGUAUGGUCAGGGCUUUUUCCCCUUUCCAAUAUCCCUGCACGGUGAUCGCUGCCCAUUCCUGAUCAUUAGGGAAAGGUCCUCUUCCAGGCCAGAGACCCUGCAGCCCUCUGACUUCCCUGAACCAUAGAACCUUAUUGUGGGUCUUCCUGCCAGUUGAUUCUGUGUUCUGUCUGCAUUUGAGGAGCUGGGGAGUGGCUUUUAAAUGCUCUCCUUUGACAGAAUAACAGCAGAGACGGGAGUUCUAAUGUUCUACGGCACUCCCAUUUCUGGAGCUGUAGAAGUUCAGGAGUUCUACUGUAACGUUUUGGACCAGCAGACAUGUCAGCUAUAUUAACAUCCACCUUAACACUGAGCUGGUGGCCCUUACGGUUUCUCACCAGGAUAGUAGUGUUGCUUCUCGCUUGUGGGAAUUGUUUCCCUCCCGUUUCGCACUGAAUGUGCCAUAUGAUGGGAAUGUCCAAUUCUAGCCCAGGUGACAUUUUUCAGUGUUUUUACUUUUGUGCAUAAAGCAUCCCAGUCAUAUUCUGUUAUCCAAAAAAGAGGGAUCCAUGUUUCAGAUGAAACACAUCUGAAUAUAAUCAACUAACUAAUUCAAAAAAAUUCUCACUGUUAUACUAAAUAGAAUCUGAACGGGCACUUCCCCUUAUGGACAGCACAGUUCUAGAAAACACUGGUAAUGUUGCUGCAGUAUUGGAUGAGGAGAAAUGCAGAUUGUGAAAUAAACUGUUUCCUUCACAAAUGAGAAAAUAUUUUUCUAAAGUUAAAAAAAAAGUACUGAAGAAGUAAAGUCCUCCAAAUGAGUAUUAAUUUGUAAGCUAAACUAUUUUCUGUCAGUAUAAAUUAUCAUUAGCAAUCUAAUAAAUUCUGGUACCUUAGAUUUUAAAAAUAUAAUUCUCUAACACCCACUGUAUGUCUUGGUGUCUACCAAGUAUGAGACA
Dama dama (fallow deer) is the source of this 4237-nucleotide messenger RNA. Its product is annotated as serine/arginine repetitive matrix protein 3-like. NCBI's taxonomy places the organism in Eukaryota, Metazoa, Chordata, Mammalia, Artiodactyla, Cervidae. The coding region runs from base 1 to 1080 and encodes 359 amino acids. The transcript has 4 exons. The record is from RefSeq and is a predicted model, not a curated record.